ACUUCCUUCCUCGUAGAUUUGAAUAGAUGCGCUGUCGCCCUGCUCUCGGUGCCGACUCAAUACGCUGCCUGUCGAGCGUUGAGCAGCACAGCAGCCAGCGGCUGGGGAAGAGAAAGACGGACGGACAACGAGUAACCCUCCAGGCCCAGACAUCACCUGCCGCCUCGCUGCACCUCUCAGUUCCAGGUUCUACUGCUGAUUCAGGUUCCCAACAUGGCCGCCACGCCGAUCUCUCCGGAGGAGCUGGAGGAACUUAGAGAAGCUUUCGCCAAGAUUGAUGUGGACAACAACGGAUUUAUCAGCAAAGCCGAGCUCAAUGAGCUCUUCCGGGCCGCCAACUUGGCACUGCCGGGCUACAGAGUCCGGGAGAUCGUCCAGGAGCUGACCAAGACCAGCGACCAGCUCACCUUCGACGAGUUUGCUAACGUCGUCCACGGGCUGAAGAGCACCGAGGUGGCAAAGACCUUCAAGAAAGCGAUCAAUAAGAAGGAGGGACUCUGUAGCGUGGCAGGAACCUCGGAGCAGUUGGGCACUCAGCACUCCUACUCAGAGGAGGAGAAAGUGGCUUUUGUGAACUGGAUCAACAAAGCUCUGGAGAAGGACGCAGACUGCAAACACGUUCUGCCGAUGGACCCCAACACCAACGACCUGUUCACCGCCAUGGGAGACGGCAUCGUCCUCUGUAAAAUGAUCAACCUGUCUGUCCCCGACACCAUCGAUGAGAGGACCAUCAACAAGAAGAAGCUCACACCUUUCACCAUCCAGGAGAACCUGAAUCUGGCUCUGAACUCGGCGUCGGCCAUCGGUUGCCACGUGGUCAACAUCGGCGCCGAGGACCUGAAGGAGGGCCGACAGCACCUGGUGCUGGGUCUGCUGUGGCAGGUCAUCAAGAUCGGGCUGUUCGCCGACAUCGAGCUGAGCAGGAACGAAGCUCUGAUCGCUCUGCUGCGUGAUGGAGAGAGUCUGGAGGAUCUGAUGAAACUUUCCCCCGAGGAGCUGCUGCUGCGCUGGGCCAACUACCACCUGCAGGAGGCCGGCUGCGGCAAGAUCAACAACUUCAGCUCCGACAUCAAGGACUCCAAAGCGUACUACAACAUCCUGAACCAGGUGGCGCCCAAAGGAGACGAGGACGGAAUCCCCCCCAUCGCCAUCGACAUGUCGGGGAUCAGGGAGAAGGACGACCUGAAGCGAGCCGAGUGCAUGCUGGACCAGGCCGACCGGCUCGGCUGCAGGCAGUUCGUCAUGCCGGCCGACGUCGUCCGCGGCAACCCCAAGCUCAACGUGGCCUUCGUUGCCAAUCUGUUCAACAAGUACCCGGCCCUGAAGAAGCCCGAGAACCAGGACAUCGACUGGAGCUCCAUCGAAGGUGAAACCAGGGAGGAGAGAACCUUCAGGAACUGGAUGAACUCGCUGGGCGUCAACCCUCGUGUCAACCACCUCUACGCAGACAUCGACGACGCUCUGGUCAUCUUCCAGCUGUACGAGAAGAUCAAGGUGCCGGUGGACUGGGACCGAGUCAACAAGCCUCCGUAUCCCAAACUGGGCAGCAACAUGAAGAAGCUGGAGAACUGCAACUACGCGGUGGAGCUGGGCAAAGAGAAGGCCAAGUUCUCUCUGGUCGGCAUCGCAGGGCAGGACCUGAACGCCGGGAACCGAACCCUCACCCUCGCUCUGCUCUGGCAGCUCAUGAGGAGAUACACCCUGAACAUCCUGGAGGACCUCGGCGACGGCCAGAAGGUCAUCGACGACACCAUCGUGUGCUGGGUCAACGACACGCUCACGCAUGCUGGGAAACCCACCAUCUCCAGCUUCAAGGACGGCUCCAUCAGCAGCAGCAUGCCGGUUCUGGACCUGAUCGACGCCAUCCAGCCCGGAUCCAUCCGAUACGACCUGCUGAAGACGGAGGACCUGGCGGAGGAGGAGAAACUCAACAACGCAAAGUACGCCAUCUCCAUGGCCAGGAAGAUCGGCGCCCGGGUUUACGCGCUGCCUGAGGACCUGGUGGAGGUCAAACCCAAGAUGGUGAUGACGGUGUUCGCCUGCCUCAUGGCUCGCGGCAUGAAGAGAGCCUAAAGAGCAGAACCGUCCCCUCAGAGGAACCCAGAAUGUGAGACCAGGCCUCAAGAUGAGGAGAUGGACGGGGAAGGAGCCGAUGCAGUGACUUUUAAACAAUUCAGAGAGAUGAACUGUCUGUUAGAGUCUAAUGACCUGACAGUUUGUAACUCUGAUCACGUUGCUUAGAUAAACUCCAGUUUUAUUUCUACAAAUGUUUUCUAGAGACAGAAAUCUUCUGACUGGAUCAGUUCAACCUCAGAAAACUCAUUAAUGUGGAGGUUUUUUUCAAAUAUUGAUUAAAACUACACACAAAAUCACACUUGAAUUUGUCAAUACUUCAAGUUUUUGGUAGCUUGUUAGUACAGUUUGUCCAACAGAGACGUGCAGAGCGAUAAAACUGUAGUUUUAAAUCCAUGUGGGCCGACGUGAUUUGUCACAGUCAGAGCAGAAUAUAUACGAUUAUAGGAUGAUGCUCAGACAUGUGACCGAUCGUGUUCGUCCACGUGGAUUUAAAACUACGGCUUCAUCGCCCCACAUGUCUCCGUUGGACAAACUGUCCUUAAACGCUACUAAAACUUGAAAUAUUAACACAUUGAGGUGGGAUUUUGCAGGUAGUUUUUAUCAUUAGAAAAAAAAAAGUCAGAGAGAUUUCUGCCUCAGAUAAAAUGUUUUGCAGGAUUACAACUAAAAAGUGCGUCUAAGUGACGACCUGCUGACCUUCACUGUCACAGCAGCUCAUCAAUAACUCUUUUUUUUUUUCUUUUCUUGUUAAUCCAAAGCCCCAAAACUGACAGAAGACAGAAAAAGGUCACGAGAUGAGUCAACAAUAAAACUUAAAUACAACCAAUCAGUGCUGGAGAAACCACCAACUCCAGGUUGAAGUUCAAAUUACAGAAAUAUCUGUUGCUGUAUUAAUUCACUCUGACCGUUUUAUCUUCUGUCAGUUUCACCUUUUAAACGAGAACAUUUCCUGCGUCACCAAAUUUACUUUCUGUGGUUUUCCAACUCCUGGUAACUCGUCACAGCCAUUAGUUGCAUUUUUAAAAAAAACAACAUUUUAAUAAAUAAUGAAGUAACGUCCCCUCUCUCUGCUGCACUAGUGAUACUUUCCUCUACAGACCUCAGGUUUUCUUUGCACUCUCCUUUUCUUUCCACAUGUGAAGCAGUGUUCAGGUUAAUCAUGAUGCUCAGGUUUUCCUCCCCGUCACAUUUUUACUGUUUGUUUCUGUAACGCGCCAGAUCACGACAUUGAAGCCAAAUGUACACAACAAAUAAAGUGAUUUUUGUAUUAAA
Molecule: messenger RNA, 3348 nt
Organism: Stegastes partitus (bicolor damselfish)
Lineage: Eukaryota; Metazoa; Chordata; Actinopteri; Pomacentridae
Product: lymphocyte cytosolic protein 1 (L-plastin)
Exons: 16
Coding region: 214-2073 (619 amino acids)
Biological process (GO): actin filament network formation; actin filament bundle assembly
Cellular component (GO): actin filament bundle; actin filament; cytoplasm
Molecular function (GO): actin filament binding; calcium ion binding
Source: RefSeq, a predicted model, not a curated record